Molecule: messenger RNA, 2575 nt
Organism: Sinocyclocheilus anshuiensis
Lineage: Eukaryota; Metazoa; Chordata; Actinopteri; Cypriniformes; Cyprinidae
Product: putative transcription factor p65 homolog
Exons: 12
Coding region: 181-1884 (567 amino acids)
Biological process (GO): inflammatory response; non-canonical NF-kappaB signal transduction; response to cytokine
Cellular component (GO): cytoplasm; nucleus
Molecular function (GO): DNA-binding transcription factor activity, RNA polymerase II-specific; RNA polymerase II cis-regulatory region sequence-specific DNA binding
Source: RefSeq, a predicted model, not a curated record
GUGUUAGCGUGAGUUCUGGCGGUUUGUUGUGUUCGUGUGUUGUGACGUGAUCGCGUCAUCCGGGUAUUUCCGCUCUCAGUGCGGGAGGCGCGCGGAAGGAAAGCGUCGUCGCAGGGUGUCGCGGGUUCUUCGCUACGCCGGAAACGACAGAGAGCAACCCGAGCUGCAGUGACGCGCGACAUGGACGGACUGUUUCACCAGUGGGGGCCGUCCCCGGUGUCCCAAGGCCCUCCGUACGUGGAGAUAAUCGAGCAGCCGAAAGCACGAGGGAUGCGUUUCCGCUAUAAAUGCGAGGGUCGAUCGGCCGGCAGCAUCCCAGGAGAGAAGAGCAACGAGUCCACAAAAACACACCCCGCCAUCAAGGUUCACAACUACAGUGGUCCGCUGAGAGUGCGCAUCUCCUUGGUAACCAAGAACCAGCCGUACAAGCCACACCCACACGAGCUGGUGGGCAAAGACUGCAAACACGGGUAUUAUGAGGCCGACUUACAGGAGCGACGGAUACACAGUUUCCAGAACCUGGGUAUUCAGUGCGUGAAGAAGAAGGAUGUGGGAGAUGCAGUUUCCUGUCGCCUGCAGACACAGAACAACCCCUUCAAUAUCCCGGAGCCCAGGAUCUGGGAGGAGGAGUACGAUCUGAACGCGGUGCGCCUGUGCUUCCAGGUGUCCAUCACACUGCCCAGCGGAGAGCUGUUCCCUCUGGAGCCCGUCGUGUCUCAGCCCAUCUAUGAUAACCGAGCUCCUAACACAGCCGAGCUCAAGAUCUGCCGCGUCAACAGAAACUCCGGCAGCUGCCGCGGAGGAGACGAGAUCUUCCUGCUGUGCGACAAAGUGCAGAAAGAGGACAUCGAGGUGCGUUUCUUCCAGGACUCGUGGGAGAGCAAGGGCUCGUUCUCUCAGGCUGAUGUUCACCGGCAGGUGGCUAUCGUGUUGCGCACGCCUCCGUACCGCGACGCUAACCUGACGGAGCCGGUGCGUGUGAAGAUGCAGCUGCGCAGGCCGUCUGACCGCGAGCUCAGCGAGCCGCUGGACUUCCAGUACCUGCCCGCAGACCCGGAUGAGCACAGGCUGAUGGAGAAGCGCAAGAGAACAGAGGGCAUGCUGCAGAACCUCAAACUGAGCAGCAUCAUCGCAGGAUCCUCCAUGCCUGCAGACCGACGGCCGUUUAGUACCGCUAAACGAACCCUAGGCAUCUCUAAACCCACAGCCGCCUGCAGCCUCCCAGCAGCGGCGUCUGCAGGUGUGUCGCUGAAGCCGCAGCCGUCCUCGUUCUUCGCUCCGGGUCAGCUGUUCGCCGCGUCCGCUCAGAGUUCACCGAGCUGCACCAGCGACACCUGGAAGUUCCUCCAGAGUCUGACGGGAGACUCUCAGCCCAAAGCUGCGGCGAGCGCCUUCACGCAGGACUUCCCCACCGUCAACCUUUCCGACCUGCACGACUUCAACAGCUUCAUGGCAUCGGAUCAGACGAGCGCCGAGCCCGCCGCGGAGCCCAUCCAGAGCGCCGCCGACGACGAGCUCCCCGAGUUUCCCAGCUUCUCGGAAGUGCAAGGCUCCGACGUCGACAACAUCAACAUCGAGGAUUUCCAAGCGCUGCUGGUUCAGAGCGGGCUUCCCGGGGAAGUGGGACUCUCGCUGGGGAAGCCGGGAAGCUCUACGGAGCCGGCGGCUGAUCACGCGGGGAACGGCUCCACGUGGAUGUCCUUCCCACCCAGCAUCGCCAGCCUCAUACAGAACGAGAGCAUGAUGGAGAGCGCGGCUCCUCCGGCUCCGGCCCCCGGCGUCCUCGACGACCUGGAGGUGCUCAACUCCAUCGACGACGACCGCUUCAUGUCCAUCUUCACCAGCGGCCACCAGGUCGGAUUCCUGUCUGGACACCCCACCUAAAACACUCAAGAAGAUCCUGGAGCAUAAACGCAUCUUCAAACCCCAUAUAUAUAUAUAUAUAUAUAUACACACACACGAGAUUAAUUCAGAUUUAAUGGCUUUAGCAGGUGGCGGUUUUCCUCAGAUGUGUAUCUUGUGUACUGUGUUUAUCUCGUCUCAUAUCUUGAAGAGGUUCACCAGCUAAACCAGAUUUCAGACCAGUAAACACACAGUGCCUUAUUGAGCGGCUCAGCCAAUCACUGCGCAGAAUCCACAGCCUCAUCGACCAAUGACUGUUGAGAACACCGAACUCUAGUUCUUGUAGGGCCCUGUGAUUCCUGAAAUAUAUUACACAUAUUAUACAGUCGAAUGUGCUUCUCAAUAUUAAUAAUACAGUACACUUAAAGGAAUAUUGCAGUUAUUAUAUUUUGUAAAUGGUAAACCUCUGUCGUGCAGCCAGGAAAAUGUAAGGAAUUGCUAAAUUUUCAUUUGAUAAUCUAAUUAAUCUUUUAAUCAAAUGAAGGGAUACAACUUUAACGGCUUAGUGAGUGUUUAAAAAUGUAAAUGAAAUCGUAUAAAAAUCUGAAAAAUUAAAAGACAACAGAUUUCCUGAAAACGAUAUAACAUUUCAUAAGGCCACUAUUGUUGAAAUGUUAAUACAUUAAGAUGUUUUAUGAAUUCAAUUAGACAUGUUUCUGAUUAUAACAUUUUA